Molecule: messenger RNA, 1733 nt
Organism: Brassica napus (rape)
Lineage: Eukaryota; Viridiplantae; Streptophyta; Magnoliopsida; Brassicales; Brassicaceae
Product: F-box protein At1g10780-like
Exons: 4
Coding region: 229-1521 (430 amino acids)
Molecular function (GO): protein binding
Source: RefSeq, a predicted model, not a curated record
UACGUAAUAAAGGUGCGAAAUGUAUUUGAAAACUAAAAAGAGAAAGAGAUCUGUGUUGUGUCUUUUUUCAAAAUUUGAAACUCCGCCCUUCCCUUCCUCACGCGCCACCUUCUCCCUCCUCUUUACAAAUACACUCUCAUCUCUCUCUCUCCCUCUCCAAAAACAGAUCCAGAUUUCUCCCGUUGUGUGUUUGAGAGAUUCUCAAUUCUUUCUUCCACACAACACUAAAUGCGACGCAGCAGAUUCAGAUUCUCAUACUCCAACAUGGACUCUCUUCCCGACGCCAUCCUUCAAUACAUUCUCUCCAACCUCACCGAAGCCAAGGACGUGGCUUCCUGCAACUGCGUCUCCAAGCGAUGGAAAGAGUCUACAGACUCCGUCAAGAGCAUCAAGUUCCCAAGAAACUCAUUCGAAAACAUCUCCGACGUUACUGCUUCCGACGCCAUCGUUCUCAAGAUGAUCUCUUCUUUCCACCGCCUCGAGGAGCUUGUCCUCUACAGCCCCUUCACCAGCAAAGGCCUAGCGUCUUGGCUGACCCACGUGUGCCAGUCUCUCAGGCUGUUGGAGCUGAGAAUGGAUAAUCUCGCUAGCGAGGAGGCUCUCGUAGAGGGACCCUUGAAGCUUGAUUGUAUUGGCGUGGUUAAGGGUUUGGAGACUUUGAAGCUUUGGGGUGUUUUGAUGAUGAGUCCUCCUAAGUGGGAUUUGUUCCCUAACCUUCGUUGUCUUGAGAUUGUGGGAGCUAGAAUGGAUGAUAAUGCGUUGGGUAGUGCCUUGUGUGCUUGCCCGAAUCUGAGUAGCUUGCUUCUACUAGCUUGUGAAGGAAUUAAAUCUAUAUCGAUCAGCCUGCCGUUUUUGGAGCAUUGUAAGCUGGAUUUUUACGGACAGGGAAACACAUUGCUCUCCCUCACGGCUCCGAGGAUAGUGUCUCUUGAUGUACAGGGAUGUAGCUGGAUCAGUGUUCCUGAAACCAGUUUCUUAAAGAACUUAUCCAUCGCCAAUGUUUCUGGGAGAGUUUACAUGGUACAAUUCCGAAACCUUUCAUCCCUUGAGGCCUUGUCAGUUCGAGGCGUGCAAUGGUGUUGGGAUGCACUAACCACGAUUCUGGAGCAAGCGAGAGACGUGAAGCAUCUCUUUAUGAAGGUCGAGUUCACAGGCAACGAGGCUCUUCAGCCUUUCCCAGAGAUUGACUUUGUUGAGUUCUUCAAGAACCAUCCCAAGCUUCAGAAGUUCGAUAUCCAUGGAGCAAUGUUCGCUGCACUUUGCCAGAAAAACAGCCUAAAGAAGCUUGAGACAGGAUUUGCAAUACAGUGUUUAGAGGAAGUUGUAAUCACAGUGAGAUCUCCAUUGAACGCAGAACAGAAGAUGAACACACUUGAAUCACUUGUGCGGUACGCAAAAGGUUUGAAACGAAUGGUGAUAAGGGUUCUUAGGAUGAAGAGCAACCACAGCAGUGCAGAUGAUUUCUGCGAUGAUAUCUGCAAGUUCCACCACAUGAAUAAACAUCUUGUUCACAUUGAAUGAAAUAUUCUUCUGGCUGCUAAUUAAUACAUUUUCGGCCAUUGAUUUCUGUUUUUCUCGUUCUGUUAGCUGAGCAUUUCUAGUUUUGAACUCUUGAGUAACUUUUUGUUUCUCUGAUUCAUUGUUGUGACUUGUGAACUUGUGACUCUGAUUCCGACAAAGGUUCGGUACUCUUACUUGUUGUUUGUCUUUAAAUACAAAUCAUUAUGGACUCA